Molecule: messenger RNA, 1472 nt
Organism: Camellia sinensis
Lineage: Eukaryota; Viridiplantae; Streptophyta; Magnoliopsida; Ericales; Theaceae
Product: RHOMBOID-like protein 2
Biological process (GO): proteolysis
Cellular component (GO): membrane
Molecular function (GO): serine-type endopeptidase activity
Source: RefSeq, a predicted model, not a curated record
AUCAAAGUCUCUCUCUCUCUCUCUCUCAUCUCCUCCAUGAUUUCGGCAGUUGAAUUCACCACAACGGUCACCCAUUUCUCUCUCUCCUCUCUCCUCUCUCUAGCAUCCAAUUGAAGACUCCCACCCACUCCCUUCAAAGUCACUCCUCAACCUUCUUCAUUACUCUGUAUCUAUCUAUCUAUCUAUCUAUAUAUAUACAUUCAUUGUCUCCGAGAUUUAAAUUGAAAGGGUAGAGAAUGGCGAAUGAAGAUCCAGAGAACAGAGUAGGUACUAAAAACAGAGGCAAUACAAACCCACCAAGCUAUUACUCGCCUUCGUACUACCUAGAUUCCACAGAGACGAUGUGGACUUCGUGGUUGGUUCCGAUGAUUGUAGUGGCUAACGUGGGUAUGUUCGUUGCCAUCAUGUUCGUCAACGAUUGCCCCAAAAAUAAUUUGGGUUUUGAAGGGAAUUGUGUUGCCAAGUUUCUCGGUAGAUUCUCGUUCGAGCCUCUUAGGGAAAACCCUCUCUUCGGACCCUCUUCUUCUACAUUGGAAAAAUUGGGAGCUCUAGAGUGGAACAAGGUAGCACACGGACAUCAAGGAUGGAGACUUAUCACUUGCAUCUGGUUGCAUGCUGGUGUUGUUCAUCUACUGGCAAACAUGUUGAGCUUAGUGUUCAUUGGGAUCCGCCUUGAACAGCAAUUUGGGUUUGUGCUAGUUGGGGCAAUCUACCUGUUGUCAGGGGUCGGUGGGAGUAUACUCUCCUCCCUUUUCAUUCAACGCAGUAUUUCUGUUGGUGCAUCGGGUGCUCUAUUUGGACUUCUUGGAGCAAUGCUGUCAGAGCUUCUUACUAAUUGGACUAUUUAUACCAAUAAGGCUGCUGCUCUAUUUACCCUCGUGAUCAUCAUUGUCAUCAACUUAGCAGUUGGAAUUCUUCCGCACGUCGACAACUUUGCACACAUUGGAGGAUUCUUGACGGGUUUUCUCCUUGGUUUCAUAUUGCUACUCCGCCCCCAGUUUGGUUGGCUGGAGAGGCGGAAUCUUCCAGCUGGUGCUCGUGCCAUAUCAAAGUUUACGGUUUACCAAUAUGUAUUCUUGUUGGUUGCUCUGGUUUUGCUGAUUGCUGGAUUUACAGUGGGACUGGUACUGCUAUUCAAAGGGGUGAAUGCAAACGAUCAUUGCAGCUGGUGCUACUACCUCAGCUGUGUGCCGACCUCAAGAUGGAACUGUAAUAACUGAUCGGAGAAUCCAUUUUCUCUGGCUUUCUCUGAUUUCGUCUUUCUUGAUUGGUUAUUUGUUUAUUUCAUUUGUAUGAUUCUGUUUAUAGUCUCUGACCCAUAAUUUUUCUCUCUCUUUUUUGUUUUUGUGGACAUUUAGGAAGUCUUGUUUGUAUAAAUUUACGUGGGAUCUCUUCCCAUUAUGUACUAAUUACUGAAAUUAAUGAUGAUGGAAUUAUGUUGUUCUUCAUAUAUGGAAGUGAUUUUAUUAUUA